AUGUCACUCUUCUCUCAAAGAAGAAGUGCAAGCAGCCUUCUCCUUCCUGAGGAAAUUUGCAGUGCUUGCUGUGGUCACGCUCUGCCAGAGAUUUGUUCUGUGAGGGGUUGCAGACCCCACGAGGUGGUGAAGACCAGGCUCAGCGUUCGCAACAUUUGCUGCGACGCCGAAGUCCGGCUCAUCAAGCGCAUUUUGGAACCGCUGAAGGGCGUGGAAACCGCGCAUUGUCCAAUUCCCUGUUGCCUUGCGCCGGAAGCCAUCCUCGAUCGCUUGAACAAGUCGGGGCUGGGCGCUGCGCUGCUGGGUGCCCCCGGCAAGCACUGGACAGAGAGGGACGAUGUUUCCAGCGAUCGUCAGGGUGCAGGAGCUGAUGACGACAUCAUCGAGUUUGACUUUUUGCUUUGGUUCCAGCUGCACAUCCGCCAUCUUUCCGUCCUGCUGUCUGGACUUCUGCUGAUCAUUGGAAACUCAGCUGCGUUUCGCCCACCUUCGUUGUGUGGCCUUGCCUUAGCACGGUCAAACUCACUAUCAUUGAACAACGCCCAGGUCGUGAUCGCCACUGGAGGUGCCGUGGCGCAGGGAGAGAUGGCAGAUGCUGCUUUGGUCAUUGUCCUCUAUAACUUGGCCAAGGUGAUUGAGCAAAUUGCCAUGAGUCGUGUAUCCAAGGCCUUCAGAGCCUCUGAGCAGUACCUGUCAGGAGAUGUGAUUUCCUUGCGUCCGGGUGAAGAAUGUCCUGCCGACGGAGUGGUGACUCGAGGAUCAGCCUCCUGUUCCGAAGCGGCGAUCACUGGUGAAGCACGUCCUGUGGAGAAGAAGAAGCAGCACAAGAUUGCAUCAGGAUGUGUGAUCUUAAACGGAUAUGUCGAAGUGACCUUGACCAAAGACUAUUCGAAUUCGACCCUCUCGCAGAUUGAAGCGAAGGUGGAAGAAGCUCAAAUGCAGAGGACUGGCAAACAACUUGUCUUAGAGAGAUUUGCUCGCAUUUGGACGCCUGUCGUCCUGUUGACAGUCCUCAUUGUGUGCACAGUGGUGCCCUUGAGCACUGGGGAGAGCUUUCAUGAUUGGAUCCACCGUGGUUUGGUGAUCCUACUCACUGCAUGUCCUUGUGCUAUCGUUAUUGGUGCUCCUUUGGCCACCACGUGUGCGAUUGCAGCUGCUGCCACCCGUGGAGUGCUCAUCAAGAAGCCACAGACAGUGGAGCUGCUGCCGUCGAUUCGCUCUGCCGGUCUGGACAAGACCGGGACGCUCACCAAAGGUGAUUUGGACCCUCUCAAGAUGGCUGCAGCUGUGGAGAUGAAAUCCGCUCAUCCCAUCAGUGCGGCCAUCGUCUCGAAGGCCGUGGGCUGCGUGGGCGAGGCCUUCGAAACCGCCGACGAGCCAGCCGUGAAGAAGUUCAAAAACCUCCCAGGCGUCGGCGCGCAAGGCAAUGUAUCUUUUGGAUCGAAAACGGCGAGUGUUCUCGUUGGAAAUCAUCGAGUCUUGGAAGCUGUCGCGGAUCCCGGGGCCAGAUCCAUGUUCGCCAAUUUUCAGCGAUGUCAUCCCCACGACACUACUGUGGCGGUGGUGGUGAACGGCACCUUGCGGCUUGGCAUGGCACUCAACGACACUAUCCGCAGCGAUGCAGCCAAAGUGGUCGAGGAAUUGAACGCUUUGGGCUGUGAACCAGUCAUGUUGACCGGCGAUGCGGAAGCAGCCGGAAGGCAUGUUGCCAUUGCGACUGGUUUGGAUCCGUCUGUUUGCUACUUCUCAAUGCAUCCAGAGGACAAGCACGAUUGGGUUCAGAAGCAGGAAGACUCAGGCAAGCCUGCACUGAUGCUCGGUGAUGGCAUCAAUGAUGCGACAGCGCUCGCCAUUGCGAGCGUCGGCGUCGCCAUGGGUGAGACAUCGGCAGCGUUAGCAGCGAACUCGGCUGAUAUGGUGAUGAUGACCGACAAGCUGCAACGACUCUCACAGUGCAUCAGGCUUUGUCGCUAUGCCGUUUGGAUUGAGCGGUUGAACAUUAUCCUUCCCUGCCUGGUGAAGAUUGUGGAGGUUGGCUUCGCAUUAUUUGGCUAUUUGGCCUUAUGGAUGGCUAUCGUAGCUGACUUGGGCGGUUUAUUGCUCGUUCUCAUCCUUGGCUUGAGCGUUUUAUCUCAACGCUUCUGGAGAGAGAUCGCCGAUUCACCCGAGUACGCGGACGCUGAGCUGCAAAGUCGAAGUAUUCUUGGUGUGAACAAAACCCGUUCCGCUCCGUGCAUUGCUUGGAGUCAGGUCCUGUUGAAUCAUUCCGGAAGUAUCCUGAAGCAGUUUGCUCCCGGCGAACUCAUCUCCUUGACUGUGGACGAGGUGUUGACCGCUGCAAAGACUGAUGAGUUUGGAGAUUCGGAUUCCAGGCUGCGUUUGACUGGUGCGGACGUGAAGAUUCACAUCUUCUAUACCAACAAGGUGCGCCAACGUCGCCGCUCGCGCCGGUCGCGCCAACGAAGCCGACCUCAGGGCUAUUGCCAGAUGGAUCUAAAGAGUAUGACGAUCGUGUUCAUUUGGCUCCAGGUGCCGUCAUUUGUGAUGUAUCUGAUGGCCACCUUCAUGCUCGGCACACUCUCGCGAGUGUACUCCAGUGUCAUGCACCAGCAGGGUGGCCUCAUUGACAGCACAGCAGGCAUCGCCGCCAGGCUGUUGAAUUAUAGCUCAACUUUCAAAGACUUGCAAGAUGACAAGGGAGGUGUGACAAAGCAGCGCAUGCUCCGACGCUUCAACUACAUCCUGGCGCAUGAAGAUGACCUGGAUUCCAAUGAGAGAGAGAAGUAUGUGGACUUCGUGUACAAGCGCGUCCUGGUGGAUGGUGCAAGGGCCUCGAUUGAUGGGCUGCGCCUGUGCGAGCGGCGAACCUUUGUCCUUCGAGGUGAGGAGUACAUGAAGAGCGGGUCCAGACUCACCGAUGUUUUGAUGGAGAAUGACAACUUGCAGUCCCGCUGCGCAGAAGUGACGCAAAGCCUGGAGAAAACAUUGGAAGUGGCGGCUUCUGUGAUCACAGCUGGUGCAGAAGACGGUGCUCGCGCAGAGAUCUAUUGCGACGAGGUCCAGAGGAUAGGAAAAGCCACGAAGAUGUCACCGCAGAUCUGGCUUGAUGGCAGCGUCUAUGCAGGUGAAUGGGUUGGAACCGUGAGGCCCGUCUUCCCCUGCAGCCGUUUGGGUGGGGUGAUGUCGGGCUCGGGCCUAGUAUCAUGGUGCUCGGCCCUGGUGUCCAAAGUGGGGGCUGUAGAUACCAUCGCCGAGUAG
Durusdinium trenchii is the source of this 3258-nucleotide messenger RNA. The record is from the annotation of a GenBank genome assembly. Lineage: Eukaryota; Dinophyceae; Suessiales; Symbiodiniaceae.